GGUUUUUUGGGGGGUGAGUCGGAGGUUUGUCAUCACAAGCGCGGGGUUGGAGGAAGCGGCUGCAGCAAGAGCAGCGGGGCCGGUUGCAGCGCAGGUGUUGGCAGCUGGCAGCAGUGUUGCCGGGUGAGCAGGAAAGGGGCAGGACUGAGGUGCCAUCACCUUCCCCAGCCCCGGUGUCGCUGCUGAUACCAAAAGCCCAGUGUGACAGUGCCCGGCAAUACACAGAUCGUUACAUCUUAUACUAAGUUGGCAUGUUCACAGCAAUCUCCCAGUGUGAAGAUGGCAGUGGUGGUAAAAGUGCUGCCAAGCCUGGUUUGAAAAAGGCACAAGGCACUGCUUGGCAGAGAGUAAGAGAUUGGGCUUUUCAGUGUGCCGUGGGACAUGGGGAGGAGAAGUUCAUCUGCUCCAAGGAUGGCAAUGUGGAGGAUGCCCUGAAUGCCCAGGACAAAGGGGCAUCCCCCCAGCCUGAGGUGUCAGGGGACACCCCAAAAAGGAGCUGCAGAGGAGUCGUGGGAAAGUUCUGUGAGCUCCACCCAGUGUGUGCCCUGGUGCUGGCUGUGCUCCUGGCUCUCAGCCUGGCUCUGUCGGUGGCUCUGGCUGUGCAAUCGGCAGGGAGCCGUGCAGCGGGGGCAGCUCUGCCUGCGGCCCCGGGGCUGGGCUGUGCCUAUGGCUGGGUCGGGUAUCGGGACAUGUGCUACUACGUCUCGCUGAACAUCAGCAGCUGGAACGGGAGCCAAGCACAGUGCUCACGGCACGGGGCAUCGCUGGUCAUGCUGCAGGAGGAGUGGGAAAUGGAGUUUCUGCAGCGCCUCAAAGGCCGUUGGGAUUACUGGGUGGGUGUGAGGAGACAGGGUGAGCACCUGGAGAGAGUGGAUGGCAGCAACUUCACCUUCAGGGUCUCACUUCAGGGGGUGGAUCCUUGUCUGAUUCUGAUCCAUGGGCACCUCAGGGGGGCCAGUUGCUCCGACCUCUACCCCUACAUCUGCAGCAAACCCCAAGCUCUGAUGGGAACCACUGAAGAGAAGAGUUGACCUGCAGACUUCAGCCCUUGCACACAUCAGAGCAGUGUAGGGUGUGCCUGAAGCUAAUGGACAGGCCAUUCUGUAUCUUCACACACACCAUUCUGCCUCCUUGUAACUCCUUUUCUGUUCUUCAUUAAAAGAGACUUGUGUACAACCUG
Messenger RNA from Colius striatus (speckled mousebird), 1180 nucleotides. RefSeq names its product early activation antigen CD69-like. Lineage: Eukaryota; Metazoa; Chordata; Aves; Coliiformes; Coliidae. The record is from RefSeq and is a predicted model, not a curated record. Bases 252 to 1031 code for a protein of 259 amino acids. The transcript is spliced from 6 exons.